AAAGCACUCGGCAGAUGCGCGCGUGGAAACUGCGAUUGAAUCUGUAGAGAGACGAAAAGCGGCUCGAUCGAUGACAAAGGGUGGAAGCGUCCGCGUGGCGUCGUCGUCAUAUAAGUAGAGUGGCGGUAACGACGAAUGGCGAUGGGAUUCAUCUCACGUGGUUCACGCUGGUUCACGCGCGGUUGUGCAAUGGUGCAAACCUGUGCAAACCGGCGCUGGACGAAUGCGCGCGCACGCAUCGGCCAUCUUGACGGACGACUCGCGCGCGCGUGUGCGUGUGUGCGUAUUUUGGCGGUUUACCAGUUGCACGCGGCACGCGCGUCGUACCACGCGCGCAUCGGCGGCAAAGAGGUCGCGCGUGUCAGCCAGCCAGUCAGCGGUGUAGGUUGCCGCGACCAGCAACCGCAUCGCGUAGCACGACAUAACGCGACAACGGUUACGGGGAAGAAGAGUGUGCUCCGAUUGUGUGAGAGAAGCGAGGCGGAAUAAUCGGACGGACGAACGCGGAGGUGAAAAAAAGAGGAGACAGCGGGCGCGCGCGCUCGCGCGCCGGUUGACCACGCGGGGGUGGCAGCGACGCGAUGGAGCUGCACACGCCGAAGCGGGAGUCGCGCCCGUCAGCGGACACGCUGCUCGAGCGUAGCCCGUCGAUGUGCGACACGACGCUCUACCCGUGGAACUGGGGUGAGGAGGCGCGCAACGUGAACCUGAGCCCGGGCAGCUCGUGCUCCUCGCCGGAAUACCGUGGGGAGCAGCACGUCGUCGCGGGUUUGGACGCGAGCGGCGGUGGCGCGGGCGGCAGAUCGGCCGCCGGCAACGUCUCCGAGAGCCACCGGCGCGGCCGACCGCGCGCCGACGCACUCACGAAUCUCAUGAAGCAGGGUAGCACGUCGCCGAGCAGCAUCAAGUGUACCUACUGCCAUCGGGUGUUCCCGCGCGAGAAGCUGCAGGCGCACCUGCGCACUCACACGGGAGAACGUCCAUAUCUAUGUGAUUAUCCUGGAUGUACAAAAGCUUUCACUCAAUCGGGACAACUGAAGACUCAUCAACGAUUGCAUACAGGAGAGAAGCCAUUUUUGUGCACCGAACCAGGUUGUGAAACAAGAUUCACUCAUGCCAAUAGACAUUGUCCCGACCAUCCUUAUGCCAAUCUCACAAGAUCAGAUGACUUUGUAUUAAAGCCAGUGUCGGAUAACACAGAAUUGCCAUACGAUGUAAGUAGAUGGCUGGAGCGUUACAAGAUGUCUAGGGAACGAGAAGAUCGAACUCCGACUGGAAAGAACGAACGAAAAAAGAAGACUUGGAAGAAUACCGAAAAUCACAAGAGGAUAAAAUCUAGAAAAGGCCUCAUGAUGGAUAUUGCUGGGGAACAAGAAAAUCUCGACCGCAAUCCGUCGAAUCAACGGUUGCACUAUGGAGAUAAUCAGGAUAGUCAGGAGGAGAGCCAGGACGAGGAUCCAACAGAGCCAUGUUGCGCAGUACUGCAAACAUCCGAGGAUGAGGAAGCGUCGAAUACCAAGUUAGCGAUCACCUCGUUAAGAAGACCCUUGGACAGACUACAACCAAAGAAACGAUGGCUAAGAAAUUGCUUGGACCAACAACUAGAUCUAAAUGAAGACAUUCGGUCUAACAAUGUAACGACUAUACGCAAAAUUGAUGAGAAACAAAUUCUGAGCGAAUCUACAGAAUCAGAGCUUCACUGGUACACGACGUUCUUGGACAAUUCCAUCACCGAGAGUAAUACACCCAUAUCGAAUCUAGACAAUAAAUUAGAAACUCCAAAUACACAAUUGGAGCCUUCAUAUGGCACCUCUCAAAUGUGCUGCAUGAUGAGUCACAACAACGAAUCUUUAAGAGUAACGGAAGAAAAUGUAUAUGAGAUUGUGCAUCCACUGAACCAACCACAAUGGGAUUCGUUGAAUAGCUUAUCAAAUAAUCAGGGUAUUUUUAAUAGUAGUAUUAACGAAUCCGCUGUAAAAAUUCAAGAUCUUGAAUCUGGAUGUUCGCAUUUCGAUUACACGAAGCAGCACGUUCAUAUAGAUACAACGAAUCAGAAUUUGCUAGCCACCUCUCAUAUCAGCGAAAAUGAAACCAGACCGACGGUUCUGAUGUUGGCUGGUAGUUCCAAUAGCAGCAAAGAAAUUAUCUCGAAAUCGCCUGCAAUAGAUUCUAUAAAAACGGAAACGAAAGUAGUUGUUAAGCAGGAGGACAAUAUAAGUAUAGUUAAAUUACCGGUACAAGAAGACAAUAAGAAAUGGCAGGGUGCUUUGGCAUUAAUGGAACUGGCCAAAACGCAAGAAGAAGCGAGGAGUUUAGCAUGUCUUAAGCACAAUGUAAGGGACGAAUGUUCCGCGGCUUCAGAAUUAUUAUAGCCACUUACAGACUGUGAUUACAGGUUAUUAUAACUUUGUUAUUUUUAUACGCGAGAAGAAAAUUGAAUAAAAGCUAUACACUCAUGUAACACAGUCCAUUUAUCGGUAUAAAAAUGUAAAAGCAGCCUCUUGUUGUGAAACACAUCUGUUUUCUUUCUUUGAUUAUUAUUAAAUUUUUACUAUUAUUAUUCUCAUGUGAUGAAUUGUGUUUGUUCUAAUUCUGAUAGCUUUCUGAAUUUUUUAAUUUCAUGUAUUAAUUAUUAUAUAUAUAUAAAACAGGGUAACUGUUUUACUGUUAUAAUCAAUCUUCUUCCACGUACCGUUCAGAAAAAAGCAUAUGUGUCUCAUAAGAUUAAAGCGAGAAUCUUAUUUUUAUUGCAUAAUAAUCGUUUUUCACACAUUAAAUCGAUUUAAGAGAGUAUUGUAAUUAAGUUUGUUUUGUUUUGUUAGCGCAAAACCGCGGAAUUGUAUAACAUGCAUGUAAGCACGUAUUUACAUGUUUAUUUUUUUGCUCCACAGUUUAUUGUUAUUAUAUUAUAGUAAAGACUUGUGUGAUACUUAUUUUAAGAACAAUAAAUAUGAAAAUGAAAAAUAAAA
Solenopsis invicta (red fire ant) is the source of this 2969-nucleotide messenger RNA. RefSeq names its product regulatory protein MIG1. Gene Ontology annotation, biological process: central nervous system development; regulation of transcription by RNA polymerase II. Gene Ontology annotation, molecular function: RNA polymerase II cis-regulatory region sequence-specific DNA binding; DNA-binding transcription factor activity, RNA polymerase II-specific. Lineage: Eukaryota; Metazoa; Arthropoda; Insecta; Hymenoptera; Formicidae. The record is from RefSeq and is a predicted model, not a curated record. Gene Ontology annotation, cellular component: nucleus.